GUGAGUAAUCCGGGAUUUCCGACGCGACCGGUCCCGUACUGAUAAUAUAUGUCGUCGACAGGAACUUCAUGAUUCCCAAUGAAAAGUCUUGUGUUUAAGAAGACUCUGAAAUAUAUGGCAUUUGUCAGAGAGUUUACCACAGUAAUGAGAGGGAAUCAGUGAGGCUGCCAACCCCCUUUUGAUACUUCCCAGGAUUCAUCAGUUUAAGGGAAGAUGGAGAAGACCAACAAAUAAGGAUAGUGUACUGGAAAGAGUGACUAUGUGAUCCUGGAGAAGUCUCUGUACUAACACUGCACUUAUGUAACCGUUUCAGUAUUUUUUUUUCAUAAUCUCUUCCAUAUUCCUUGCUCAAAGUUUUGGAUAUUUGCAACGCGAGACUGCUAGAUUGUCAUCAUGUUUCUGAAAUGUAUAAUAGCUGUUCUAUUCUUGCCUUUUGUCAUAGCUUUCUAUAAAGUCCAGCAGAUCGGAAAUGAUAAUACAACUUUACAACAAGUUACGAUAAAUGCAGACACGAGACAGUUGUUUGUUGGAGGUAAAAAUGUCCUUCAUCAUUUUGAUGCUAAUUUAACCAAAAUUUCUGAGACAACGACUGGUCCAGUGGAGGAUAAUUCCCUCUGUCCUCCUGUUGACCUUCCGUGUGAAAAGUCAAGAUCACUGACAGAUAACUUGAUGAGUGUGCUGGAGGUGGACCCAAGCAAGAAGAAAUUGUUGGUGUGUGGGUCGGUGUCACAAGGUCUAUGCAGCAUGCACAGUCUGUCUAACGUUGCUAACUUCAAACAGAUGAAUAAGUCUUACAUUGAAAAUUUUGUAGGCAGCAGAAAAUCUGUUUUCGCUUUCUUUGACAAAACAGUGAAAGGAUUUUUGUACGUGGGUCAAGAGUAUGAUCAGCGUGAUUUAAAGUUCGCACCUGCUGUUGUGUCUACAAGAUUUGUGGAACAGUAUCGAGAUACGUUUCAAAUUAAAUAUUUGAAAUAUGAUACAAACUUACGUCUGUUUUCUGCUGUGGAUAUUUUCAGUGCUAUUAAACCAUCCUAUCACAUGGAAUUUCUUUACGGCUUCGAGCACAACAACUUCACAUAUUUCGUCACUGUUCAACAGAAGACAAUCAACACACGUAAUACAGUUGUUACAAAACUUUUGCGGAUUUGUCAAAGUGACCAGUUCUACUACUCCUACAUGGAAAUGGAGCUGGAAUGUUCUCGACAAGACACCAAGUACAACAGAGCUACGGCUGCUCAUUUCACUGAGAGUAGCGACGCUGACACCAGUGUCCUGUAUGUAGCAGCAGGCAUCACCGAGCCGGCCUCAAUUAAUCUGGAUGAAAAACGGGGAUUUGCCAUCUGUAGAUACACCAUUGACGAUAUUAAUAGUGACUUCCGAGAUGCUCAGGAUGAUUGCUAUACUGUAGGAGAGGGAACACGACCUGAUUGGGUGCAUAACUCAACCAAUCAGAGAUGCUACGUAAAGAAGCCUCUGCCUGAGGACUUGUGUGGCUCAAGCACCAACCCAGGCAUCCAAGCUGAGUACUCCAUUAGGGGGGAGCUAUUUUUCCCUGAGUCAGGGUCCUUCUUUAACAAAUCCAUCACCGCCAUUGCUGGAAGUCAGGAGAAUGACCAAAAGUAUGUCAUCAUCGGCACCAAGGAUGGCUCUUUGCAUAAGGUGAUGCUAAUUAUAAAGGAUAGAUUUGUGACUGGAGCUCGGAAGUACAUGACUUUUGCUCUACCUGACGCUAAACCAAUCGAGAGAGACAUGGUACUUGUGGAGGAGACACGGUCACUGUAUUACCUCACUGGAAACAAGGUUGUAAAGUUCCCUGUUGACUCGUGCCGUGUUCACCUUGACUGUGACCAGUGCCUCACCAGCAGAGAUCCCAUUGGCUGUGGCUGGUGUGUUGAUGCCUGUACGACCAGGACGGAAUGCAGCAAGACAUCAGACUGGAAACAGGCCCAGUGCCCUCCAUCUGUCUAUAAAAUAUUUCCUGUGUCGGGUCCGACUGCUGGUGGAACCAAACUCACCAUCACCGGGAAAAACCUGGGAGGGAGGAGAAGUGAUGUUUCUCACACAAUCAAGAUAUCCGAUGUUGUGUGUGAUGUACAGAGAGGGUGGUCACCGGAAAAACUUGUAUGCAUCACAAAGGCUACUAAGAGUGAAGUUGGCAGCAUUGUUCGAGUGGAUGUCCAAGACAUUUAUACAGAUGCUGAAAGACCAUACCAAGUCUCAGGAAUAGCAGAAUCAGUGGAGUCGUUUACGUUCAAGAAUGUGUCGCUAGCAUCAUUCAGCCCCAACCAUGGCCCAAUAUCUGGUGGGACCAACAUUACAAUCCACGGCGAAAACAUGAAUGUGGGCAGCGAGCAUAGCGUCAUAGUUGCAUACAACUUCAGCUGUAUUAUCUUCAGCUUGAGCAGUAGGAAGAUCAAGUGUACGACGGCGAAGUGGUCCGAAGUCACAGGGUUGAUUCCGCGUCAGAGGAGGUCUGCGGAAGCACAUAAAGGCAAAGGACCUGUCAGAGUGAUAGUGGAUGGAACAUCUUUCACAGACAAUAAAAGCAACUUCCUUUACCUACCCGAUCCAGUCAUUACAGACAUUGACCCUGCAAGAGCUUUUGUCAGUGGAGGUCGGAGGAUUACUGUGAAGGGCCAACACCUCAACUCGGUCGCACACCCUCAGAUUGGUGGCAUCGAUAACAAUGUUGUCUUAAAAAGGUCAGAGGAGUGUGAUGUGACUGAUGGAGGUAACGUGAUGAUUUGCAAUGCCAUAGACGUGUCAGAGGCCCUUUCAACAUCCCCAUCUGAAAAACUUCCAGUGGGGAUCAAAAUCUUCUUCAUAAUGGACGGAGUAAAGAAUCUCAGCCAGUCCGUAUUCCCGAAUGCGCGGGCUCGGAUCAGUAAUUUCCAGUACUACCUCGAUCCCAAGUUUCACAAAUUCACGGGAGACAGCCACAUAUACUACUUCCCUGUCACAGAAAGACAUCUACAGAUAGAGGGAGAAUACCUGGACCUUAUUUUGCAUCCAUCAGAGUUCAAGGUCAUGGUUGGGUCUUCACCAUGCAAUGUCACUGAGGUCAAGGCCACCUCUCUUUCCUGCAUUCCUAUCAACAAGCCAGAUAGUGUCAGCGAAAGUAAAGAGGGCCAAGUGGCGCACUUGGUGACUAUUGAUGUGGGCUAUCUUCACUUCGAGGAUAUAGGCGAUGUUGUCUACACCAGCGGCAUUUUAGUGGGAAUGGCGACCAGCAUCAUCAUCCUUAUUGUCAUCCUCGUGUUCAUCCUGGUAGCCGGCAUUGUGCUGCUCAUCAUCAUGAAGGUCAAGAAAUUUGGCUUCUUCAAGGAGAUCAGCGAUGAAGACCAUCAUGUGGCAUACACUGCGGGACAGGAAAUGAACAUCCAUCAGAUGAGCGGAGCGGGAGGCACUUAUAGUUUUGAAAAUCGACAGAAUGAUUAUGCUGAGCGGCGUCCUGUGCAGGAUCACCAUACGGCUUUGUCAUUGGUGAGUGACGACAUGCUAGCACUCAUACAAAACGAGAAUCUGCUUAUCGACCACCAAGUUCUUACACGUGGAGACAUUCUGGGAAAAGGACAUUUUGGCUGCGUCUACCGAGGCUUUCUGACUUUACCAGAUGAGAAAGGCGACAUGAUGGUUGCAAUAAAAACUCUUCACCAGGAUGCUCCCCGGGACAUUGAGUUGCAGGCUUUCCUCCAGGAGGCUCUCAUCAUGAAAGACUUCCAUCACCCCAACGUCCUGGCACUGAUCGGCAUCUGUCUGGGGAUGGACGCUAUGCCUCUGGUGGUCCUGCCCUUCAUGUCACACGGCGACCUCCUCUCCUACAUCAGGGAUGAAACCAAGAACCCCACAAUAAAAGAUUUGAUAAUGUUUGGCAUAGACAUUGCUAGAGGUAUGGAAUACCUGUCCAGUCUCAAGUUUGUUCACAGAGACUUAGCAGCCAGAAACUGCAUGUUGGACGAGGAGUUCCAUGCCAAGGUGGCUGACUUCGGUCUGGCGCGAGACAUCUAUGAGAAAGACUACUACAGCUCAGACAACAAGAAGACCAAGCUGCCGGUCAAGUGGAUGGCGCUGGAGAGUCUGGAGAAGGGAACAUACAACGCCAAGUCGGACGUUUGGUCAUUCGGUGUAGUGUUGUGGGAGCUGAUGACAAGGGGAGUUAACCCAUACCCUGAGGUGGACAACUGGGACAUCAUCCGCUACUUGAAAGCAGGACGGAGGAUGGCACAGCCCCAGUACUGCCCUGACCCACUAUACACCAUCAUGCGUCACUGUUGGUCUGCGACUCCAAACGACCGGCCAUCCUUUGCAGAUUUGGCCCGGGACAUCACAGGUGUGAUCUCGCAACUGGAGCACAACACCGGCCCCCAAAGGAGGAACAUCGAGAACACCUACGUCAACGUGGACAUGAGCUCCCAGUGCCACUACUCCGACGACUUUAACCCUCCCAGCAAGCCAGCCAAUCAAACAGCAGCAGGAGCUAGUGCAUCAGAAGCUUGAUACCUAAGGGGUUAACAUACAAAUAACAAGCUCAUUUCUGCCAUCAGGUGCACAAAACAAUAGUACCUGAUCAUCAUGUAUGGCCUUUUUGGUUCCUGUCAUUUAAGGGGUUAAUAUAUGAUUUGGGGGAUCAGUUCUUCGUCCUGUCUGAUCAGAUCUCUAAGAAUGGUAACAUGUAGCUGUAGAAAUUCAGCUUGGAGUGUUUGUUCAGUAACCUCAAGAGGUUUUGCAACAUAGCAUUGAAUGGUUUAUAAUUAAAUUACAAUUUAAAGAUUUGGGUUAUUUUGCCAUUCGACACUUCUGUAAUGUAGAUUGGCCAUGUGGAACAGUAUAACAUUACAUUUUUUCUCUUAAAGACUGGGUAUCUAUCCUGUUAAUGGCAUCUCCGUUUUUAAAUGUUCGAUAUACAGACCCAAACAUGCAUAUAUAUAUGUAUAUACACAGAGUAGUGUUUAAACUAUCACCAACACUGCUCACCAUUGUAUAAAGGGUUAAUCCAUCCUUAACACAGUAGCAGUGUUGAAGAUGGUUUAACCCUUUUCUGUAUGUUGUAGGCAGUGCAGCCUUAUUACUAUGGUCAGUAUUCAGGUUGUUUGUUUGUUUGUUUACUCUUGGUUUACAGCUUGUGUUUGUUUGUGAGAAAAUUCUCAGAAAACAAAGCAUCAAUUUUUAAGUGUAGUCUUGGUCAGGAAAACUGUCCACUCAAAAUAUUUUUUGGGAAAUUAAUACAGGAAUUAACAAAAUAUAAACUGAAAAUCCUUUUUUUGGUCAUAGUUUGAAUAUACAGAAGGCCAAAUAUUAUUUGUUAAUUUGAGGUAAAAUUAAUCUGUCCAAACUAAAAACCCAACUUUUCUGACGUUUCAAAAAAACCCAUUCAAGUUGUAAAAGUAUAUUACUAAGAUGAGUUCUGUAAACCUAAGAGUGACCGGCAUAUGACCUUAUGAGUCAGGGAUUACCAACACAUAAAUAUGUGUCAUGUGAAACUGUUGCAUAUUGUUGUCUGUAUGUCAUUUUGGAGCUUUGAUAGGAAAACCUGAAGGAUAUCAAUGGAACAAAAGGACUUUUCAGAUCAACGCAACAGAAUGUUGGUGUCUGAACACCCAGACAAGGAGAGCUCCAGUAUCUUUGAUGUAGUGCUUGGACGGGUACCUCGGGUACUCGGGUCGGGUGGUUCCUGAGUACGACCCGGAUACCCACAGGACUACCGAACCUGUGGUUAGCCAUGUGAUAUAUUGUAUAACGGCAAAAAAUUUUUUGCAUUUCAUUCCUACUUUAUUAAUUUGAAUAGAGAUAAAACUUAAGUCAACUUCAGUGUAUGCAUGACCAGAUCGUUUUAUACAAGUAUCUAAAGACAUUUUGCCAGGGCUAUGGUCAAACUAUUCCCAAUUGGACAUUUGUACCUAUCUCUUGAGACUUACAGUGGGUACCCGGGUAGGGUGGGGUUAUAGUGGGGUGGGUACCCGGGUAGUAAAUAUGGACUCGUCCCAGCCCUACUUUGAUGAAUUGACUGAAACAAGAUGAAAACACAAUGAUUGUGUUUCCAUACGUGUUGAGUAUUACUGAUUAACUAUUUCACUUUGAGCCAAACUACAGAAGGAAAUUACUUUACUUCGUUCAUGUUUCUGAAUGAAGUCUUUGAAAGGCAUUCAGAAGUUGGAAAACAUGAAAACAUGACACUUUUUAUGGAUUGUAACUUCUUUUUAUUCUUUGUCAGAAUAAGAGCUGCUAUCAUAAAAAGUGUCAUGUAUUCAUGUUUUUGAAUGCAGUUGUGUUACUGCAAACAUUGAAGCCAUUUGGCAUUUUUUGACCAUCAGUUAUUGAUACACCAUAGAAAAUAAGGAAAGAGUACAAUCAAGAUGGUUUCUGUCAUUUUGUAAUGAGAUUUGUGUUUUCCUCGUGGUUCAGUCUCAACAUAGAAGAUAAUCAGAUAAUGGAUAACAUGAUGCUAUCAUUGUUCUUGGUACUCCUGGGCCCCGUUCCUCAAAAGCGAUCUUAGCGCUAAGGUGAUCGUAAGUCCCAUACUUUAACAUAGGCUUACGAUCAUCGUAGCGCUAAGAUUGCUUAGUGGAACGGGGCCCUGGAUCAGUGUAUGUAAAACCUCAGCUUUAGCAAUCACGAUGUGAGUUUUACAAUUCUGGGAAUGACAGUCAUUCUGGAUAUUUCAGCACUUGUUAUAAAGCACAUUCAAAGAUCUCAAAGACAUGGUAAAACCACAGCAGUCAUUUAUGGAAUGUCAGUCUUAAGGGAUGUAUUAGAUGAGGUCACAAUGUCCUGCCACCAAACUACCCCAUCAGUCAUACUAAGUGCCUCGCUCCUGGGCCCACUUGCACAAAGCGAUCUUAGCCCUAAGACUAUUGUAAGCCUAUGUUAAAGUUUAGGAGUUACGAUCAUCUUAGCGCUAAGAUUCUGUGCAAGUGGGCCCUGGAGCUUACUGGACAGUAAGUCCCCCCUGAUCAACUGCUACACCAAUAUGUCAGGCUUAAAAAAAUAUAAGAACUGGUUCUCAGGCAAUGACUUUCAAAAAUACAGUGCUGGCGUGUGGUUGGUUUUUUUUUGCUUGUUCAAACGAGUUGGUAAGCAAAUAAACAGUUGUGUACCAUCAAAUCAACUUGGGAAAGGGCCUCCCUACAUAAACAAGCAUACAAACUCCUGUUGCCGCCAUGACCAUGCACAGUAAAGCAGUGUGCAGGUAAAGGGAAGUAACUGCUUGCUAUAUUGGAUCUAAUUUUUUUAAGUUUUUUUUUUUUUUGAAAAUGGAAAUAAAAAGGAAACAUGCGCUAGACUUGAUGAUGCAGACAUGAGAAUUUUCCUCGGAUUCCUGGAAUUUUGGGAUUUUUCCUCUCAGAAUGAUGUAAAAUGCUCUUAUUUUAAUCUUUGUUUUUAAAAUUUUCAUGGGGGGAUGCAAACCCCAAACCCCCCUAGAUUGGCGAUAUUCCUCCAAAAAACAGUUUUGCUGUUCUCUUGUCUGAUGAUGUGGGCAGUGCCUGAGAACCAAGACUAUUAUUCUUUUUAGACUUAGUAAUCUUUAUGAGUACCCUCUACUAAGAUCAAAAAGGUACAUAAAAGUCUGUAUUGUCUUGUAUAUAUUUGAGACAAAAAUAUACUUAAAACAGCACUGUAGGGGGUUAUUAUUGCCUACUGACCAUUUGAUAUCAGAGAAGAUAUAGUUUCAUGUAUAUUUGAACUACGUUUGUUCUAGAGCAGUUCUACUACUGCUCUGUCUCUGAAAACAAAUUUAACAGAGUGAUUAUAUUUUUAAUAACGCCUCCCUAUGUCAGUUUUGUAAACCUCCAGUACGCUUAUUACGGUAAAUACGGCAUGUACACUGCAAACACAUGUUUUAGUGCAUGGUCUUAUUUGAUUGUUUUCUGAGCCUCUGACUCCUUAACGUGCAUGUGAAGUCAUUUUAGGUUCGGGGUUGCAAAAACGCUAAAGAAUUGUUGAUGAGGCAUAACAAUACUUUUUAAGCCACUGGAUCACUCAUUGAUUGCAUCAAGAAUACAGAUUGACAUAAUCAUGUUAUCAUUUUUUUUAAAUGAUUGAUAAAUAUUUUGGUUUAAGUUAACGCGUAUCGUUACCUGGGUAAAUGACACGUGUAUUGUUGCCAGUGCUUUACAACAAGUUCACCUGUAACCGUCCGCCAUAGUUCCUACAAUACCUGAGUGUGGGAGCAUCACACUGCAGUAUUAUAACACCAGGGAAGCAGAUAGAGUGAAGGCAGCGUUGUUGCUCUCUUUCCGUUACGC
Molecule: messenger RNA, 8243 nt
Organism: Haliotis rufescens (red abalone)
Lineage: Eukaryota; Metazoa; Mollusca; Gastropoda; Lepetellida; Haliotidae
Product: hepatocyte growth factor receptor-like
Exons: 21
Coding region: 394-4497 (1367 amino acids)
Biological process (GO): protein phosphorylation; multicellular organism development; positive regulation of kinase activity
Cellular component (GO): signaling receptor complex
Molecular function (GO): protein binding; ATP binding; transmembrane receptor protein tyrosine kinase activity
Source: RefSeq, a predicted model, not a curated record